UUGCUAGGCAACAAGGAGCACUUCACACCUGAAGAGCAUCGUGUCGGACCACCGUCCAGGACCAGACAUAUGUCUAGGACGAGAAAAACACUUCCGUGGGUGUUUCUGCCGCCGCCACGUGGUGGCGGAGUGACAGAGAGAGAAGGGAGAUAAUCAUCUUUAAUUAGUUGCAGCUGUUAAACCUGCUCAUAAGCAGCUGUGCCUGGUCAACUUCCACUUUUAUCUGCUUGGGUGGGUCCUGUUGGUUCAUAUGAGUCUUAAUUCAUUCACAUGACAUUUGAUCAAUUUGUUUUUUAAAUAGUGUGACUUGUAUACUUGCCUGUAUACCGUGUGCAUAGAUUUUUUUUUUUAAGCAGUUAAGCCACUCAAAAUAAGCAUAACUUGUAUGUUUAGCCUGUGCAUGUUUCCUGAUAUACAGUUCAGGGAUUUAAGUAUUUUCCCUGCUUUUCAAACGUCAGCUCUGCUGGUCGCUGCUGCUGCUUCGGGUCGUAACUGAAGCAGACCAACGGCUUGACGUCUCUUCCGGCUCUUCUUGGACAGCAACCCCUUUUCCAGGGCAGAAUGUUUCGGUGCCUGCUUUUCACACUCUUGUGUGAGUUUGCAGCGGCCGUUACCGCGGUACCCUUGGACCACCAGUGGGAGCUCUGGAAGAAGAUGCACAACAAAGUGUAUUCUGAGGAGGUUGAGGAACUGGGUCGCAGGCGGAUAUGGGAGGAAAAUCUGGAAAUGAUUAAUGUCCAUAACCUUGAGACGACCCUGGGCAUGCACUCCUACGAGCUGGCGAUGAACCACCUGGGGGACCUGACCUUCGAGGAGAUCACUGGUCGAUUCAUGGGCACGUUCGUACCGUCUGAGCUCGAGCGGGUUCCUCAUGAACUGCAACUCAACAAGUCUCUGCCAGAGUCCGUGGACUUGAGGGAGGAGGGGAUGGUAACUCCAGUCAAGACACAGGGGACUUGUGGGUCUUGUUGGGCGUUUAGUGCCGUUGGAGCCCUUGAGGGUCAACUAAAGAAGUCCACAGGCAUCUUGAGGGCCCUCAGUCCACAGAAUCUGGUGGACUGCUCUGGAAAAUAUGGCAACUACGGCUGCCGGGGUGGCUUCAUGUCCGACGCUUUCCAGUACGUCAUCAACAACCAUGGCAUCGACUCUGAUGCUGCGUAUCCGUACGUUGGAAAACGUGAGCAGUGCAAGUACAAACCCGAGUAUCGUGCUGCCAAUUGCUCGGGCUAUGCCUUCUUGCCAAAGGGGGAUGAAUUUGCUCUGAAAGCGGCCGUGGCUCACAUCGGCCCCAUUUCUAUCGCCAUCGACUCUUCCAGGCCAAAGUUUCACUUCUACCGACAUGGUGUGUACAGGGACCACUCGUGCAGCCACAACGUGAACCAUGGCGUGCUGCUUGUAGGAUACGGUACCGAGGGAGGAGAGGACUACUGGCUGGUCAAAAACAGUUGGGGCGAACGCUACGGAGCGAAGGGAUACAUCAAAAUGGCUCGGAACCGACGCAACCAGUGUGGCAUCGCCCUCUACGCUUGUUUUCCCAUUAUGUGAACAGCCUCUGUAAACUUCUGAACCUGAGCAUUUGUUUUUCUAAAUGGUCACUUAUUUAAA
Messenger RNA from Cololabis saira (Pacific saury), 1605 nucleotides. Its product is annotated as procathepsin L-like. Gene Ontology annotation, biological process: immune response. The record is from RefSeq and is a predicted model, not a curated record. Gene Ontology annotation, cellular component: lysosome. The coding region runs from base 562 to 1545 and encodes 327 amino acids. Lineage: Eukaryota; Metazoa; Chordata; Actinopteri; Beloniformes; Belonidae. The transcript has 7 exons. Gene Ontology annotation, molecular function: cysteine-type endopeptidase activity.